Molecule: messenger RNA, 4482 nt
Organism: Labeo rohita (rohu)
Lineage: Eukaryota; Metazoa; Chordata; Actinopteri; Cypriniformes; Cyprinidae
Gene: tsc22d1
Product: TSC22 domain family, member 1
Exons: 3
Coding region: 540-3407 (955 amino acids)
Biological process (GO): regulation of transcription by RNA polymerase II
Source: RefSeq, a predicted model, not a curated record
UCCUCCCCCUUUCGGGGACUCGUCACAGGCUGAUAGCACUAGCACAGGCUACAUUACAAGGAGGCAGCUGGUGAAUAGGAGCAGAGUGAGAGAGGGAGACUAACACGGGACUAAAACAAAAGAAAGCACGGGAUGGAAUAAAGCCGGACAGCGCUGAGUUGCUCGGUUUCUCUCUGUCAUCCGACGCCGGCUGAAGGACUUUGUUUCGUGUGAUUUCGUGCUCUGGAGACUGCGAUACAACAAUUGAAAAUGCGCCUGGCAGUUUGAACUGUGAUGGGGAGAGACUCUGUCGUUGUAAGGUUGGAUAUCGAUCGCCCCGGCCGCCUGUGUCGACUCCCUCACGCUUAAACUUCACCGAUAUGGUGUGCUGAAUGCUUUUGCGAGGAUAUACGCUUGAAAACAACAGCUGAGGCGAAUCCGUGUCAGCUAGCUCGCUAGCGACUGUUAACUAGCAUUGGCAUUAGCCUGCUCCUCAUGGUGGACAUUUAAAUACACCUCAAGUGGAAUUAUCGUGGCAGUUGCUGGAAAGUGUUGGUUUUAUGUGGAAAUUACUCGACCGGCUUCAAGUUGCUUCCCAAAAAGAGCUUGUUCUCUUGAGCUGUGUUUAUAACUUUGUCGGAGACUAUCCUCUAGAAAUGAAUCACCACGACCGAUCCGGGGACUCCGGCAGCGCCCGAAAAAUGGUUUACCCCAUGAGUUUACCCAAACGGGAAAGCAGCAGCAGCACGGUAGGUGGUUCCACCACAUUGACAACUUCUGGAAGCACCAGCCUUAAUAGCAACAACUUGAUGCUGGGGGAUGAUUAUUCAUCACCAGUGCUGAUUCAGUCUCAAACACCGGCUGCGCCCUCGCUCGGGCCCCAGAACCCUCCUCAGAGUCUGAAUAUCCCCAUGCAGACCCCCCUGUUACCCCAAACUCUGCCCACCACAGUGGCACAGAUGAAAAAGAAGAGUGGCUUUCAGAUCACCAGCGUUACUCCCGCUCAGACAUCUGUCAGCACCAACAACAGCAUUACGGAGGACACCGAGAGCUGCGACGACCUGGACGAGUCGCACACCGAAGACUUGUCGUCCUCCGAGAUCAUGGAUGUGUCACUUACACGGGCCAACAACGCGGGGGGACCGGAGCGGAGCUCUUCGGAGGAGACACUGAAUAACUUCCACGAAGCGGAGACCCCGGGGGCCGUGUCUCCCAAUCAGCCACCCAUUCUCACCCAAGCGCACCUGCAUGGCACUAUGGUUAACGGGACUGUUCACCAUCAUCACCAUAAUCCUGCUCCCUCUGGAAAAGCCCAUCCUGCUGCUGGGACGCAGAUGGGGAUACCUUUGGGUGCCACGGUCACAACCUCAAGCUCUGGAGCUUUAGCUAGCACAGGCCAGAAAAUGCCUUCAAAUGUGGUAGGAUUGAUUGAGAACGCCUCUGUUGGCACAACCGCUAUCAUCGGUCAGCCCUUGGCCACUGUUGCCUCAGGAACUGGAAUGAUUUCUGCGACUUCAGGUGCCACAAUUAGUAAUCCUAUAACAAAUAAUGUUUCUAUGUUAAAUUCCGCCAGUGUGCCUGCUGUGGGUGGCAAGAGUACCAAUAGUAGCAAUGUAAACUACUCCCCUGCUUUGAAUAGUAUUAGUAACCAAACUGUAAACUUGACACACAUUCCCAGUGGAAUAAUUGGCAUGGGCGUCAUCGCUGCUACCACCAUUUCCGGUGGUGUUGUUGCUUCAACAGGUGGAGCGCAAGUGGGCCCAGCUGUCAUGGGCCAGCACGCAAUGCCUGCUCCCUCUGUCCCGGCAAUGAGCGCUCAGCCUCAGCAGGCCCAAGUGCCUACUCCUGCCUCCACCAGCUCACGUUUCAGAGUGGUCAAAUUGGACUCUACCUCUGAGCCGUUUAAAAAGGGUCGGUGGAUGUGCACCGAGUAUUAUGACAAGGAACCCCCAAGCACGGCGUCCUCCGAAAACGCCCCCAGUACCCGAACAGUGGAAAGCAUCCGCCAGUUUGUGCCUGAGAGUGUGGCUCUGACAGACAGAGAAAGUGUCAGCGGGAGCUCCGUCAGCAGCACGGCUAGCCAUUACACUGAAAGUCUGGGCAGCGGGGAGACGGGCGGCCCCUCAGCUGUGAAGCAGACCUUCCAUCAGUCUGCUGCUCAAAAGCAUGACUAUUCGUCUUCUAACAUGUCCAUGUCUCAGAUGCAACCUCAAGACUUAGUUCAUGCGCAUCUUAAGACUCAAAUGCCGGUGGGCAUUCAGCCUCCGGCAACUAUGGGAGGACUGCAGACCACAAUUGGGCAUUCAACAGCAGCCGUGCCCCCUCAUAUGCCUAAACUGACAUACGCCCAGGCUGCACAAUCCUCCCCUGCUCAAGCCCUGCCUGUGGUGACCCAGCAGCAGAUGGGCUACCCGCCCGCACCGCAGCCAGCUGCACCGGCACAGGUAGUGCCGGCACAUGUUAACCCCUUAAGCCAAGGAGGCAGCCUGCCACCUGACUUCCCUCAACCCAAGCAGAUCAUGAACACUGUGCCACCUGGGUCAACGCAAACCCUUCCCCACCUGUCUGCCUCCAUCCCUCCGGUGGUGGGGAACGGUCAGCUGAUUGCAGCUUCGCAGCAGCCCGUGGGUACUGUGCCACCCCCUGCUGCUCAGCCGCUUCCACAAGGGCUCCUGCAGCCACAACAAACACCCGCCCCGCAGAUGGUCCAGGUUGUGCCGCAGCUGGUGCAGUCCGCCGGUGCCGGGCUCAUACAGCAAACCCAGGGGCAGCAGCUCGCCCCUCAGCCCUCCAUGGAGCAGCAGUCCCAGCUCGGCAGUCAAAGCCGUGGCACCCAGUUCGUCCCGGCCGUGACCUCAUCAAACGUGCCUCCUACCCUUCAGAGUGAUCCCCAGUCUAGUUUGAUCCAGAACGGCUCGAAGGAGCCCGGGCCGCAGCCUGCGGUGAGCACCGUGAUGCCCACGGCGCAGGAGGAUGCCCAGCUCCUGUUACAGCACCCGGCUCUGCUCUCACAACCCAAGCCCGUUGGUGGUCCUGAGGGAAGCAGUGGAGUCAAUGCCUUAACUGCCUCGGCCAGCCUGCUGAAGAGCUUACCUGUGGAUGGAGAGGAAGAUGGCUCAUCGGGUGCCAGUGUUGUGGCCAUAGACAACAAAAUUGAACAAGCCAUGGAUCUGGUGAAGAGUCACUUGAUGUACGCUGUCCGGGAGGAGGUGGAAGUGUUGAAAGAACAGAUUAAAGAACUGAUUGAGAGAAACUCUCAACUGGAACAGGAAAACAACCUGCUGAAGAACCUGGCCAGUCCGGAGCAGCUCGCGCAGUUCCAGGCGCAAGUUCAGAGCGGCGGGUCGCCGCCGUCGUCCACGCAGGGAGCGCAGCCGCCCGCCCCGUCGGCCCAGCUCGCAGCACAAAACUCUGGGCCGUCGGCGUAGCACCAAACAAGUUCCCGUCAUGGGCGACGAAACGCAAACGAAACUGAAGCUUCUGAACAAACAUGCCUCGCUCACAUGUUAGACUGAUGAAAUUUGCACACCUUUCAAAACUUGACAAACGUCAUACCGAGGUGGUUUAUACACCCGUGACAAUCCAGUUGGCUGAGGAGGGACGUUGCCAAAAUCCACGGAAUGUGAUUGUCAGGAGGAACACAAUCCUAGAGGACGCGAUAUAAAAGAAUCACUGUGCCUGUGUCUAAAGUCCCGUUGGUUUUUCGGUCAAGGCUGUUUUCCGUGUCUCCCCUUCUCCCUUUGUAGUGUACAUGCUGACUGCGGUCUUUUCAGGCUGCGAGCUUCUAAUAAAGCAAGCACUUUUAUGGUGACGAAUGUGAUGAAACUUUGAAGAUCUGCCGAUCUGUGCCCCAGCUGGCAUGGGGAAGGCAGACGCAUUGACUUCCAUGGUUGCAUUGGUGUAGUCAUAACUUUUUUUGAAUGAAGAAAACAGGAGGGUAUGUUGCUUAAAAUCCUUGUUCGGACGAGCUGAAUUGCGGACAGGUUGUAUAUUAUUGUAUGAUUAGUGUAAGUAUUUUGUAAAAUAGCGAUAUCAUGUGAAGCGGUUAAAGAGACACUAUAUAGGUUGUACAGAUUUAAGAGGGUAGCGAGGUAGUUGGCUUACCCAAGAGACAUCAUCCUUCUUUUUCUUUUUUUUUCUUUUUUUUUUUUUAAAUGAUGUUAAGCGGGAUCGGUCUUACGAUAUUUAUCUGACAGAUGGAAACUACUCAUCUAACACCUACUGUACACUACUUUGUUCACUUGAGAUGAUGCUGACGAUGAUUUUGAAGUAUUACACACAUGUGAUUUCUGUUUUCAGUUUGGACAGUGAAGUAUUCUGGAUCAAUCUUUUAACUUACAGUUACUCUUGACUAUCAUAUAGCUGACAUGGAUUUGCAUUGUGUACAACUUGUAUGCUUAUGUUCUCUGCAUGUUCUCAAAACCAGGAGAUAAGUUGUAAAAUACUGUAAUUGCACUUGCCAGUUGCACUUCACAACUCUCAAUAAAGUCAUGUUUGUGAACA